Molecule: messenger RNA, 7632 nt
Organism: Xyrichtys novacula (pearly razorfish)
Lineage: Eukaryota; Metazoa; Chordata; Actinopteri; Labriformes; Labridae
Source: the annotation of a GenBank genome assembly
AUGGAAGGCGCCCUGACUGCCAGGGACCGUGUUGGGAUCCAGGAUUUCGUCCUCCUGGAUGAAACCACAGAGGCGGCCUUCCUUAGCAACCUCAAGAAACGCUUCAGCAAAGAUCUCAUUUAUGUGAGUCAGAGAAGUGAGUUUUUAAUCGUGCUGCCAUCAGAUGUACUUUCUCAAUCAACUUAGUUAUUUUAAAUCUUUCUCCUAGACCUACAUCGGCACACUGCUUGUAUCCGUGAAUCCCUACAAAGACCUUGACAUCUACAACAAGAAACAGAUGGAUCUCUACAUGGGUGUUAACUUUUUUGAACUUCCGCCACACAUGUGAGAACAUCUUGAAUAUUUGACAUUGGAAAGCUCUCACUGGUGACUUGAAAUAACCGUUCAAAAAGCAAAAUCAUUGUCACUGCUUCUUUCAGCUAUGCCCUGGCAGAUAAUGCCUACCACACCAUGCUGACAGAGUUCAACAAUCACUUCAUUCUGAUCUCUGGAGAGAGCGGGGCAGGGAAGACCGAGGCCUCCAAGAAAAUCCUGCAGUAUUACGCUGUGAGCUGUCCCAGCACCACUCUGCUCAACACUGUCAGGGACAAAAUGCUCAUGUCCAACCCCGUCCUCGAGGUCUGAUACCUACUUAUGUGUAACACUGAAAUGAAACACAGGUCACUGUGUCAUUAAGUAGUUUGUGUUGUUUUCUCACAGGCUUUUGGCAAUGCAAAAACACUGAAGAAUGACAACUCAAGUCGUUUUGGGAAGUAUAUGGACAUUCAGUUUAACAGCGAGGUAAGAUUCAAGACACACAUUCAAAGAACUUUAGCUAAGAUGUAGAUACAUUUAUUUUCAAGUUGCGGUCCUGUAAGUCAACCUUAUUUCGAGUAACUAGGCGUGUAAAAGACAUUUUUAAACAUUUUCAAAAACUUAUGAGCAGCUGAAGGCUUUUUUUUUUUUCAAACUCCAAUAAUAUUUUUUCUUAAUUCUAGUCUGGUUUCAGCAAACAGCAUGGCCCUUAAAGUUUUCAUCCUUUUUAUAAAACCUUUCCAAAGCUUUCAACAUGAUGGACAUGCAUUACUCCUACAAAGACUGGUCAAAGUAGGGUUCUCUCAACAAGUGGUCAGUUAGUGUAAGAUUUACUACGCUGACAAGACGAGACUCAGUGUGUUGAGGCAGAAGUCUGCUCUUUAUAGCUUUUUUAAAGUAAUGAAAAGGAGUUCGCCAAGGGUAAGUGCUGGGACCACUGCUUUUUAUUUUUAUAUAAACAAUAUAAAUCAAAACGUGUCCAAUGCACACUUUAUUUUUAUGCAGAUGACACUGUAAUGUGCAUAUACACUUAAGGCCUCUUAUCAGAGCUGUGUAUAAUGAAGCACUGAAGUUUGUUACUAAUUUCAAAGCCCUCACUCAUCACUGUUUGCUGUAUGAAUGCAUCGGUUGGGCUUCCUUGUCCCAUGUGUAGAUCAAAACAUUCGGGAACUUACACUCUCAAAUCUAUGGACCUUUUCUUAUAUCCAUUUCCAAAGGUCAGAACUGAAUUGGGAAGAGAGGCGUUAAAACUUGCUGCUCUAUUUUCUUGGAAUUACCUAGAGAAUGAGCUGAAGCUAAAUUAACUGGUUUCAAUAAGCACAUUUAAGGCAUUUUUGAAUGACCCAGAGGCAGACACAUGUGACUUUAGGUGUGUUUCUUGAUGUACACAUGAUCUGAAUUGAAUGGGAGUUGAUAUGAGUUGAUACUCUUAGUAUGUAUUUAUGUAUGGCUGCUCUUUGUCAGAAACUGUGCAAACUGUGAUGUUGCCUAUUUAGGCCAGGACACUCUUGAAAAAAGACAUCUUAAUCUCAACUGUUUUUUUUUUUUUCAAAUUAUAUAAGAAGAUAGAAAUAUUUCAAAUGUGUCCACUGGACCAGAGGCCAUGUUUCUUCUGCAAGUUGUAGAGCUGCUGUCUUUAGGAUCAUGAUGCCCAUAGGGAGAUGCUGUUGGGGGCCAUAUCCUGAACUACCUGCUGGAGAAGUCGAGGGUGGUGCAUCAGAACCAUGGGGAGAGAAACUUCCACAUCUUCUACCAGCUCGUGGAGGGAGGAGAGGACAACCUCCUGCGCCAGCUGGGCCUGGAGAGAGACUGUCGGCAUUACAACUAUCUAACUCAAGUAUGUAAACUCAGUGGCACUGUUUCAAUUAAAUCUAACUCCAUAAAACUUUAAUAACCUACGGCUGCAUUUGCUGUUUCUGGCAGGGGGAGUGUGCCAUUGUGCCAUCUAUUAAUGACAGAAACGACUGGAAAACAGUCAAAAAUGCUCUUCAGAUCAUCAACUUCGAUGAGAUUAACACCAGUGUAAGCUGAAUGCCAUUGCAGAUGCUUUCAUUUCAACCGCCGAGUCCUCCUCUAACCUAAUGUUUUCCUGCUCGACAUUCUUUGCAGCACCUAUUCGGGAUUGUUGCCAGUGUUCUCCACUUGGGGAACGUUCAGUUUGACUCGGACAGUAAAGGCCAUGCCCUUCUGAAAAACAAGCCAGAGCUGCAAUGGGUUUCAGAUGUAAGGAGAAGAAAGACGAGUAGUCCAUGAUUAUCACGUCGAGUUUAAGAGUUAACCUUUUUUGUUUCUUCCUGCAGCUUCUUGGAAUCGAUGCUCAGAGUCUUCAGGAGGGUCUCACAUACAGGAAGAUUGAAGCCAAAAAAGAAAAGGUUCAUACAUGUAAACAUGACCUUUAAUUUCAGUAUAAACUCCCAGUGUAGAGUUUUAUAUUGAUUUUUUAUUUUUGCUACUAUGAAGGUCCUCAGCCCAUUCACCACUGAUCAUGCCAUCUAUGCCAGAGAUGCUCUGGCCAAAGCCAUUUAUGGACAGACCUUCACCUGGCUGGUUAGCAGGAUCAAUGAGUCCAUGGAGAACAAGGUGAAGGAUGAAACAAGUGAGUGACUAAAGACAAAACCUGGAAGGUGAGGAUGAGUUACUGACUACAAACUCUUAUUUUGUGCCAGGAUCCCUCAAGAAAGACCGUGAUAGGUCUUUUGGACAUCUAUGGAUUUGAAGUUUUCUAUGUAAACAGGUAGGCAGAAGUGAUAUCUUAAGUUUUUUAGCUUUUUUGUGAUGAUGAUUUCAAACAAAAUUGUUCGUUGUGUUCUUAGUUUUGAGCAGUUCUGUAUAAACUACUGCAAUGAGAAGCUGCAGCAACUUUUUAUCCAGCUCACACUCAAGUCUGAACAGGAGGAAUACGAAGCGGAGGAUAUUGAGGUAAACUUUUAAUAACUUUACAUUAAAACAACAACAAAUCUAUGGUGGAGUCAGUUAACUUCCAAUGUUAUUGAGUUUUUUUCACCCACUGCCUGUUUUCUUCAGUGGGAGCCGGUUCAAUUCUUCAACAACAAGAUCAUCUGUGAUCUGGUUGAGGAGAAACACAGAGGAAUCAUAUCCAUACUUGUUCGUAUUUAUCGUGACUGAAGAAAAUUGUAGUAUGAUAUAGAAUAUAUUGUAAUAUAAUGCACUUGGGCUGAAUAAUUGUAUUGUAUCUAUGGUAAUCUUGCAGGAUGAGGAGUGUCUCAGGCCAGGAGAUGCCACAGAUCUUACCUUCCUGGAGAGGCUGGAGGACAAGAUGGGAAAUCAUCCUCACUUUGUCACGUGAGUUAAAACUAUACAUAAGACAAAACAUGUUUAGGUGAUUUAACGACGUUUAGCAGCCUUAAAAUACAAAAGAUGACCUGGUAACUGGCACAAAUCACAUCAUCUUUGCUUUAGCUUAUUGUAAAAUGCUUGUGUGGUAAAAGUUUUGGGUCUUUACAAUCAGGAAUUGAAUGUUUGUUUUCAUAAACUGCAAACUACUUCUAAACUUUUCAACAUUAAACUUCAUUUCACUGACAAUCUGCCAGUCUGUGUCUCAUGAGUAAACUCAGAGGGAGAUAGUUGAGACAAAGGAUUAAGCUCGGACUUGGAAAGCCUCUCAGUCUUUACUCCUCUGUCUCUUUUCACCUCUUUGACUGCAGGCACAAACUGGCCGACAAAAUGACGCGCAAGAGUCUCGAGAGGGGAGAUUUCCGUCUCUUACAUUAUGCCGGAGAGGUCACCUACUGUGUUGUGGGUAAAAGAAACCACAAAGUUAGGCCCUGAUUUAUUAACAUCUGAAUAUUUUUAAAAAAUGUUGAAAUGAUAACCAAAUUCUGCGAAAUUUCAGGUUUCCUGGACAAAAACAACGAUCUUUUAUACAGAAACAUUAAAGAUGUAAGUCCACAUAUUUUUGAUUUAGAUUUUUUUCACGGUACAAACCGAUCAUAACAAAAACUUCAUGACCAUAAUUUUACUUUUAUCAUUGCUGUAAAAAAUUCACAUUAAGGUAAAAAGGUAUUGCCUGACUUUCUUACAGCUGAUUUGUCAGUCUAAAAAUGCCAUAGUUAGAGAGUGCUUCUCCACAGUGGAUCCAGACAGCAGGAGAAGACCGGAAACAGUGAGUACUUACAUGUUAGACCCUCCAUAUCUUAAUGCUGUACAAUAUUUGGAGCACAAUAUGUAACUUUAGUUUUUUUGUGUGUGUGUGGCAUUAUAUUUGGCAGACAAAGGGUUGUUUAUUUAUGCAGAAAGAUAUUCCUCAACAACUACUAAUGUCCCCGAAAGCAGGCAACACAUUUUUAUGUAAAAAUACAGCUGACGUAUUACAAACUGGUGCUCAUUAUCCCCAAACAAUCAAAGAUUUAUUUAAAAUAACAUGUAAAGCUUUGAAAGAAGAACUGUAAUGCAUAUAGAUAUAAGUGAAACAGAUUUUAUAACGUCUUUUGGUGUAUUUCUCUGAGGAACAGAACAGCAUGGUGCACAGUGAUGAUAAUUGAGAUGAAGAUUGACCCCUGAGACUGUCAGUGGCAGUCUGACUGUGUCGUCUUUAGACCAUAUGUAAGUGACAGAUGAACUGUUGGGGAUUAUGAUCUUCAUGUUUUGUCUGUAGGUGGCGACCCAGUUUAAGAGCAGCCUGCUGAAGCUGACAGAGGUCCUCAUGGCUAAAGAUGCCUGGUACAUCCGCUGUCUGAAAUCAAACGAGUCAAAGCAGCCAGGUGAUCACAUCAACAGAGGGUUCUAUAAGCUAUUUUAACACCAGUAUGGAAAUUUGAUCAUUGUAUGUUUCACACAAACUCAGGCCAAUUUGAUGAAGCACUGAUCAGGCACCAGGUGAAGUAUCUAGGCCUUAUGGAGCACCUAAGAGUCAGACGAGCAGGUUUUGCUUAUAGACGAAAAUAUGAAGACUUUUUAAAGAGGUAUGAAGGAGCGCAGGGCUCACACAUGUUCUUGAUUUUUCAAUUAAAACUAAAACACCUCGGAUUGAGUGCAGGCUGAGUGGGUUAUUUGCAUCUUGCAGAUAUAAACCCCUAUGCCCUGCCACCUGGCCUCACUGGAGAGGCAUGCCUGCUGAUGGAGUGGAAGUGCUAGUUCAACAUCUGGGCUACUUUCCAGAUGAAUACAAAAUGGGACGGUGAGCACAGCACCCUCUAGAUUUAAGAAAACAAAAACCGUCUUCACUAGGAGAAACCAAUCAUUUUUCCUCUUAUUGUUUAAGGACCAAAAUAUUCAUCCGUCACCCAAGGACACUUUAUGCCACAGAGGAUGCUUUUGAGAAAUGUAAACAUGACCUGGGUGAGUACAAAUCCACAGUUUCUCAUUGACAGUUUUUGUAGCUUGGCACUGAUUUCCCAUCAUGCUCUGAAUCUGCAGCAACAAGGCUACAGGCCAAAUACAAGGGUUACAGAGCAAAAGGAGAGUUCAAAAGACAAAAAGAAGCUGGUAAAUAUCACUACACAUGAUGCGGACAUGACUCGUUAUACUGUUUUGCUCUUUGAGUGUAAGGGAGAACCAUGUUUGUUUACAUCCUAAGCCACUAAGAUUGAGACUUGCUGGAGAGGAGUGCAGGCGAGGAAGGAGAAAGAGAAGAGAGCCUGGGCUGUCAAAGUCAUCAAAAAGUAAGAAUAUCAGAAAAGGGCUCCCCCAUAGUCACCAUGAUAGUGUCAUGUCACUAAUACCAAGUUAUUAUUAUCAUCAACUGUAGAUUUAUCAAAGGUUACAUGACCAGAGGACAAGCCAAAACCACAGAUAACUCAGAGUACCUGGCCUUUGUGAGACAAAGUUACCUGAACAGACUCAAAGACAAUCUGCCAAAAACUGUUUUGGAUAAGACAACCUGGCUAAAGCCUGCUGCUGUGCUCGAAGAGGUACAAAAACAAAACAAAAAAAACAAACAAACAAAAAAAAAAAAGACACAGAAUUAACAUCACAUUUGGUUUCAGCGAGUAUUUUAUUUCAACAUAUAUUCUAUUUUAUUGCUCUUGUCAGACAUCAGAAAUCCUGCGUAAGCUUCACUACCGUCUCAUGGUGCGGAAGUAUGUGAGAGGAAUAACACCCCAGAGAAAAGCGCAGGUAAACCCAAUGAAAGUCAAGUAUUAUAGGAGUGUCUGUUAUUGCAUAUUUUGAAGAAGUGAUAAACUCUUUAUUUUUCUGCCCUUCAGAUGCAACUGAAGCUUGUAACCAGCUCCAUCUUCAAGGGCAAAAAGGAGAGUUAUCCACAGAGUGUGGCUAUACCUUUUCUAGACACCAGGAUCAGUAGGUUUUACAUAAAUACACUCACAUGCCCACUGUGUAUUUUGGAAUCAUCAUUAAUAUUAUCAAAUACUUACAGGUGAACAAGAAAUCAACCCAAGGGUUCUCCAGAUGAUUCGCAAUGAGCAGAUCAAGGUAUUUAAGUAUCCUUGCAUUCCCAAAAUGUAAAACCGUUCCACUACACAUCAUUGAGUGUCUCUUUCUUUUAUCUUGUGUUUCUGCAGUACAGUGUUUCAGUCAUUAAGUAUGACAGGAAUGGUUUUAAACCAAGGCCACGGCAACUCAUCCUCACUAAGGCAGCUGCUUAUGUGAUAGAGGAGGCCAAAAUUAAACAGAGAGUUCUGUACACUUCUCUCAAAGGUCUGGACUAUGUGAUACAUUACAUCAGUCAUGCUUGUUAUGUUUUCAUAUUGUGCUAAAAGUGUCUGCCAUCUUAUCAUUGCAGGUAUUUCGGUCAGUACAUUAACCGACACCAUCAUAGUUGUUCACAUAACUUGUGAGGAUCCUAAAGAAAAGGUAUGUAGAAGAUCAGAGGUCUGUACUGUGAUUAAUUAAACAUUUUUGAACCUCUUUUUCAUGUUGAAAUAAGGAAAUAAAAUGGUACAUUCUGUAUAGUUUAUGCUAAAUAAAGGGUUAACUAAUUCUUGUUAUUUAGAUUGAUCUGUCUUUUGAUUUGUGUUUGUUUCAGGGAGACCUCGUAUUACAGUGUGAUCACUUAUUUGAGUUUCUGACUAAACUCAGCGUCAUCGCAAACAAACAGAGUGCAAUCAAAGUGGUUCAGGGCAGGUACGUUUCUUUUUUUUUACUGAACAACAAAUGCGAAUUGAUUCUCUAUGUUUUGUUCUCAAACAUUUGUUUGUAUAAAUUUUCAGUAUCAAGAUUGAAAUUCAGGCAGGGAAAGAAAGCGCAGUGGACUUCGGCACUGGACAGGAGCCCAUGGUGUACAAGGCCAAGAAUGGACACCUCAUGGUGGUGAGACGGGUGUUAUGAUGGUGAUGAAGAGUGUGUUCACUGAAUGAAUGCGCAGAACACGAUUCAAGCUUUUUGUCCUUGCAGGUUGCCACUCGGGCUAGGACACGGUAA